Molecule: messenger RNA, 2265 nt
Organism: Penicillium canariense
Lineage: Eukaryota; Fungi; Ascomycota; Eurotiomycetes; Eurotiales; Aspergillaceae
Exons: 2
Coding region: 1-2265 (754 amino acids)
Biological process (GO): lipid metabolic process
Cellular component (GO): cytosol
Molecular function (GO): acetoacetate-CoA ligase activity
Source: RefSeq, a predicted model, not a curated record
AUGGCGGGGUUUCAAACGUGCUACCCGCUCGUGAGCUGGCUCCUUGCAACUUUUCGAGGGUUUCGAACAACAUUGAGCGGAUUGCUUCUGGCAAUUAGGAGUGAAAUCCGGUUCCAUAAAAUCGAUGCACACUAUGACAAGUCAACGAUUGGUCCUGUGCCCCCUUCAACGCCAGAGAGUCCUCUAGGCAUUACCGACAAAAGUCCCUCAGCAAGUGACUUUCUUUGGAAGCACGACUCUCCCCAGAAUACCCAGAUCUGGGAGUUCCUGCAGCGGGUGAACACCAAAUACGGCAGAUCCUUCCAGACUUAUGAGGAGCUUUCCCGCUGGUCCGUCGAUAAUAUUUCGGAUUUCUGGGCCGAGGUAUGGGAAUAUUGCGGAAUUCGACACUCUGAUCCAUACAAGCAGGUUGUUGACAAUGCCGACCGGAUGUGGCCGAGGCCCUCCUGGUUCCCAGAAGCAAAACUCAACCUUGCAGAAAACUUGCUAUACCCCACACGGGAGGUUGACGAGCAUUCCUUGGCCAUCAUCGCCGUGACAGAGACCACCCGAGAAGAGGUCACAUGGAAGGAAUUGCGAGAGCGGGUUCGACAGUGUCAAGCUGGUAUGAAGGCCAUGAAUUUGCAGGUCGGCGACCGAGUUGCUGGAUUCAUCGCAAAUCAUACGAAUGCAUUGGUGGCCAUGCUUGCAACAACCUCACUCGGCGCCAUCUGGACGGCCGUAAGCCCUGAUACAGGCGUUUCUGCGGCGCUUGACCGUUUAGUGCAGAUUGAGCCAGUACUCCUGUUUGCGGAUAACGGCCUCAUGUACAAUGGCAAGAACUUUUCCGCUUUAUCGAAAGUCAAGGAGAUAAUAGCAGCACUUCCUUGCUUGACAGCCGCGAUCAUCUUGCCGACUUCACCCUCGGAGCCUACUGAUUUUGAUACACCGCGCGGAAAGACCCAGGUGAUGCCGUACAGUGAAUUUAUCCUUCCUUGCAGCAGCCGAGAAAAGCUCGAUUUUGUCCAACUCCCGGCUGAAAGCCCUGUUUAUAUCCUGUACAGCUCUGGAACCACAGGCGUACCCAAAUGCAUUGUCCAUGGAGCUAUAGGAGCGCUUCUGCAGCACAAGAGGGAGCAUGUCAUCCAGAGUGAUAUGCGCCCGGGAGAUCGACUCUGCUUUAUUACCACGUGUAUGUGGAUGAUGUGGCACUGGCUCGUCUCUGGCCUUGCAUCUGGCAUCACCGUGGUUUUAUUUAACGGGUCGCCGUUCCACUACCGAUCCGCCGAUGGGGAAUCCAUCAAGGAUAAUCUUGCGAUGCCAAAAUUGAUCGAUGAGCUUCAAAUUACCCAAUUCGGUACCAGCGCCAAAUAUUUGUCUAUUCUUGAGCAGGACGACGUGAUGCCCCGACAAUGUGACCUGACGCUCAAGACGCUCAAGGCUGUCUACUCGACAGGGUCGCCCUUGGCACCGUCGACAUUCCGCUACGUCUACAGAGCCUUCGGCCACGUAAAUCUCGGAUCUAUCUCUGGGGGGACAGACAUUAUCGCCGACUUCGGUGUUCCUUCUAUGCUGAACCCAGUAUAUGCGGGAGAGAUCCAGGUAACCAGCCUUGGCAUGUCAGUUAGAGCUUGGGACGUCGAUGGCAAUGACGUGAGUAUGACUGGAAACCCUGGAGAACUAGUUUGUGUCAGGCCUUUCCCUAGUCAACCGACCUUCUUGCUGACCAAUUCCUCUGCUCAGGUCAAAUUCUGGGGCCCAGAUGGAGAGCGAAAGUACAAGGCAUCGUACUUUAAUCGCUUUGAAGGUGUCUGGGCUCACGGUGAUUUCAUCCGUUUCAACCCGCGGACUGGCGGCCUUGUCAUGCUCGGUCGGUCUGAUGGCAUCCUUAACCCAAGCGGUGUACGCUUCGGUAGCGCAGAGAUAUACAAUCUUCUCCUGGCCCAGUUUACACACGUCAUCGAGGACUCCCUUUGUGUGGGCAGGAGGAGGGAACAAGACACCGACGAAACGGUGAUCCUAUUCGUAAAAAUGAGGGACGGCCACGAGCUGACCCCACAGCUUGUUAACGGGAUAAAGGAUGCUGUGCGGAAGGAUCUUUCUCCUCGUUACGUCCCUAGUAUCGUAGAUGCUUGUCCAGAGAUUCCAGUGACACCCAAUGGGAAGAAGGUGGAGGUUUUGAUAAAGCAGAUUCUGAGUGCGACUAACAAGAAGGUUGGAUAUAGUAGAAGUGUAUCCAAUGGUGAUUGUUUGGACUGGUACCGGGAAUGGGCGGAGAAGCAUUGA